Molecule: messenger RNA, 2715 nt
Organism: Phlebotomus argentipes
Lineage: Eukaryota; Metazoa; Arthropoda; Insecta; Diptera; Psychodidae
Gene: Dhx15
Product: putative pre-mRNA-splicing factor ATP-dependent RNA helicase PRP1
Exons: 8
Coding region: 223-2406 (727 amino acids)
Cellular component (GO): intracellular anatomical structure; spliceosomal complex
Molecular function (GO): RNA helicase activity; RNA binding; ATP binding
Source: RefSeq, a predicted model, not a curated record
AUUUAUGUAUUUUUAUUGUUGUAUUUCAGCGUCGAAAAAGGGGACGAAAUUUGGCUCUGUGUCGAUUUUCUAUCUGGCACUACUUUUUAGUACUCUGUGGCUGUCAGUGUCAAUUUGUGCGUGCUGCUUUUUCCUCCUAAUUUCCGUAACAAAGUUAUUUUUCCUUUUUCUGUAGAAUUUUUCACAAACUCAGCAAUUUAAUCGAUACAAUCAACAGCCAAGAUGUCAAAGAAACGGAUAGAAGUGAUGGAUCCCUUCAUAAAGAAGCGAAGGCUCGAGAAGGGAAUCGACGCGGAGGCGGGCACGAGCACUGCCAGCGCGCUACCAGCUGCCGCCCAAGUGGCUCAGAAUAUCAUCUCGACGAGUCGGAGCAACAACAUCAACCCCUUCACGGGUGGGCCGUACUCCCCGCGGUACCAUUCGCUAUACCGCAAGCGAAUCACGCUGCCCGUGUUUGAGUAUCGGGCGGAUUUUAUGAGGCUCUUGGCAGAGCACCAGACGAUUGUACUCGUGGGAGAAACUGGUUCUGGGAAAACUACCCAGAUUCCCCAGUGGUGCGUGGAGUAUGCACGAUCCUUAGGCACCAAGGGUGUUUCGUGUACGCAACCACGACGAGUGGCUGCGAUGUCGGUGGCGCAGCGUGUGUCGGAAGAGAUGGACGUGGUUCUGGGCCAGGAAGUGGGCUACAGCAUUCGUUUCGAGGACUGCUCCUCGCCCAGGACCAUUCUCAAGUACAUGACGGACGGUAUGCUGUUGAGGGAGGGCAUGAGUGAUCCCAUGCUGGAAACUUAUCAAGUGAUUCUGCUCGAUGAGGCUCACGAGCGAACACUGGCCACGGACAUCCUCAUGGGUGUUCUCAAGGAAGUCAUCAGGCAGCGUUCUGACCUCAAGCUGGUGGUGAUGUCUGCCACUCUGGAUGCCGGCAAGUUCCAGCAGUAUUUCGACAAUGCACCACUCAUGAAUGUGCCUGGCAGAACGCAUCCUGUGGAGAUUUUCUACACGCCGGAGCCAGAGAGAGACUAUCUGGAGGCGGCAAUUCGCACGGUAAUCCAGAUUCACAUGUGCGAGGAGAUUGAGGGCGACAUCCUGAUGUUCCUCACGGGUCAGGAGGAGAUUGAGGAGGCGUGCAAGCGUAUCAAACGUGAGGUGGACAACUUGGGACCAGAAGUGGGCGAACUAAAAUGCAUUCCAUUGUACUCAACGCUGCCGCCCAACUUGCAGCAGAGGAUUUUCGAGGCGGCGCCACCUAAGAAAGCGAACGGUGCCGUGGGAAGAAAAGUCGUGGUCUCCACAAAUAUUGCUGAGACUUCACUGACAAUCGAUGGAGUUGUGUUCGUGAUUGAUCCGGGAUUUGCCAAGCAGAAGGUGUACAAUCCGAGAAUUCGCGUGGAGAGUCUCCUCGUGUCGCCCAUCAGUAAGGCUUCGGCCCAGCAGAGAGCCGGACGUGCCGGUCGAACGCGUCCUGGAAAGUGCUUCCGACUGUACACGGAGAAAGCCUACAAGAAUGAGAUGCAAGAGAACACAUAUCCUGAGAUAUUGCGAUCCAAUCUAGGAACUGUUGUACUUCAGCUGAAGAAGUUGGGCAUCGACGAUCUCGUGCACUUUGAUUUUAUGGACCCACCGGCUCCGGAGACGCUGAUGCGCGCCUUGGAGCUACUCAACUAUCUGGCGGCGUUGGAUGACGACGGGAAUCUGACGGAUUUGGGUGCUGUGAUGGCGGAAUUCCCACUGGAUCCUCAACUGGCGAAGAUGCUGAUUGCCAGCUGCAAUCACAAUUGCUCCAAUGAAAUCCUCUCGAUAACGGCAAUGUUGUCUGUCCCGCAGUGCUUCGUGCGUCCCAAUGAAGCUAAGAGGGCGGCCGACGAGGCAAAGAUGCGCUUUGCACACAUCGACGGAGAUCACUUGACGCUCCUCAACGUCUACCAUGCCUUCAAACAGAGUAAUGAAGAUCCGACGUGGUGUUAUGAGAACUUUAUCAACUAUCGAUCACUGAAAUCGGCCGAUAAUGUUCGCCAGCAGCUGUCCAGGAUCAUGGACAGAUUCAAUCUCAAGCGAACAAGUACAGACUUCACGUCGAAGAACUACUACGUGAACAUAAGGAAAGCACUCGUGCAGGGUUUCUUCAUGCAAGUUGCUCACUUGGAGCGCACUGGUCACUACUUGACGAUAAAGGACAAUCAAAUGGUGCAGCUUCAUCCGUCGACUUGUCUGGACCACAAACCCGACUGGGUGAUCUACAAUGAAUUUGUCCUGACCACGAAGAACUACAUAAGGACCGUGACGGAUGUGAAGCCUGACUGGCUUCUGAGGAUCGCUCCACAGUACUAUGAUAUGAACAACUUCCCACAAUGCGAAGCCAAACGUCAGCUAGAGGUGAUCCAAUCGCGGAUAGUGGACACGACAUAAUUACGAGAAUCCUAUUGAUAAAUGUUACUAUAAAAUAAGUAAAGUAAUUUAGCUUGAUAACUUUGCAAAAAGCUAUAAUGCAACACAAAGAAGUUUCAAAAAGUUGUGAACCUGCAGAUAGAUAUCUCUGAAGACUUUAACCCUCUCAAAAUGAUAAUGUACUCCACAAUAAUGCUAAAUAUUGCAACAUUUUCGCUCCCUGAAUCAACCAAUUCAUCCCUUCCGUUCUGCAUUCAAGCAUUGAAGAUUGUGUGAAAUUUUGUCUGAAUUCAUUUUAGAUGGAAGAAUAAAAUUGAUUAUUUGACAAUA